This is a messenger RNA of Sebastes umbrosus (honeycomb rockfish), 2719 nucleotides long. RefSeq names its product zinc finger protein 2 homolog. The transcript is spliced from 8 exons. Bases 100 to 1974 code for a protein of 624 amino acids. NCBI's taxonomy places the organism in Eukaryota, Metazoa, Chordata, Actinopteri, Perciformes, Sebastidae. The record is from RefSeq and is a predicted model, not a curated record.
CGUUUAACUCGGAAGUUAUGAGUGUAUGUCGCUGCUCUGCCAGAUGAAUGUAAAGAAAUGGUGUUUUAUUCUUUGUUUAGACGGUUUUAAACUUAAGAAAUGGCGUGGAAAAGCAAAGGUUGUCCUCUCCCUCCAGCCUCCUUCCAUCUGCUGGUCCCUCCAGUGAGACUGAUGUCUGCCUUCAUGUGGCAGGUGGUGCAGCAGCACAGUGUGAUGCAGUAUGACAAGCUGGUGGACUUCAUCAGUCUGGCGACAGAGAUAGUCCCAGAGCUGCUGAGUCCCAGUCAGACAGCUCAGCUCAUCCUGGGCCUCAGAGCAAGGCUGGUUCUGGAGCUGUGUCGUGGUGACGGCGUCGCCAACCUGCAGACCAUCCAGAGCCACCUGGAUAAAAUCCACGCCUGCAGCGCCGAACUGAGCUCCACUGAUCAGAUGGCCAGCAGUGAUAUACUGAAGACCUCUUACACCAACUUUGCCAGCCUAGUUCAAAACCUUUUGAAUAUUCCUUUUGAAAAGGAGUUCUUCUUCCAAGAGGUUUUUCCUACAAACUACGGCUCUAACUACGACCAAAGACUGCAGCAGCUGGUGUCUGAGUUCCUGUCCAGGCUGGAGCAGCUGCUGCCCGUACCAGACCUGCAACAGACAGCAGCGUGGCUCCCUGAAACAUCUGUGUCUGAAGAAUUUGGACUGCAUCUGUCUGAACCCUUUUCCCUGAAGAGUCUGCUCCUUCAUCACAGACAGCUGGGGACUCUCAGCACUGCUCCUUCCAGCAGCGAGGAUGACAUCCUUUUGUCCACUCUGGCGCUCCCUGCUCAAACCGGAGUAGUGAGGUUCAUUGAGCCUUACAGUGAGGACGAUGAUGAUGAUGACAUUGAGGAAGAGGCAUUGGAAGAUUUAGAAGAAGACUCGAGUCAAAGCUCAGACAUCACUGCAGAUGACUCGUUGCCAAAAAGGGAAUCAGGUCCUCUGUCGCGUUUGUUCAUCUGCCCUCAGUGUUCAUUCGCUCACCGCGUAAAGAGGAAGGUAAAGGAGCACAUCACGAGUGAGCACCACGUAAGAGUUCCCACUCAGAAAAAAAUAUUUGUGAGGAAAGCCAGAGCAAAGGCUCAGCAGGAAAGUAAAGACUUGAACAGUGAAAAGAAGAAAGUAGAAGGCAACUCGGAGAAAAAGAGGAAACACAAACAAAAAGGCAGCGGUGUUAAGCAGAAGAAGGACAACUUGGAAAACAAGGAAGGACACAGACUGAAGGAGCCCACGGGGGAAGACAAAAGGUUCCUGAGCACGCGAGCCGUCAACAAAAACUUCACAGAGGAUGAAACCAAAUGCCUGAUGUGCGAAAAGGUUUUUGAACUUCCAAAUCAGCUGAAGACUCACAUGAAGCUCCACAGCUUCCCUUACUGCUGCAUCCAGUGCGAGAAGGGAUUCGCCAGCGCGUCGGGUUAUUACCAGCACCAGAGGCUCCACAAGAGAGGACGGAUAUUCGUCUGCGGCCAGUGUAACAAGGGAUUCCUGUGCAACUAUUCGCUCAAGCAGCACGAACGCCUGCACGAAGGCCCCGCCAACCUGUGCACCAUCUGCGGGAAGAACUUCAGCAAAGCGGGAAUUACGAGACACAUGCAGAUGCACAAAGGGGAGAAGAACUACUUGUGCACGUUGUGCGGGAAGUCGUUUUUGUCCUCCGGGGAGCUGCUGCUGCACACUCGGUCCCACACGGGCGAGAUGCCGUACACCUGCACGCACUGCGGGAAGGGCUUCUCCAGCAAGAGUCACCUGAGCGUCCACACGCGCUCUCACACGGGGGAGCGUCCGUACCUGUGCUCGCAGUGUCCGAAGCGCUUCCUCACGCUGAACUGCCUGAAGAGACACACGCUCAGCCACAACGGGGUGAAACCGUUCAAGUGUCCGAACUGUGAGAAAGAGUUCUCCCAGCAGGGGAAUCUGAAAAGACACUUGGCGACUCACAAACCUGACACGUAGUUUUAUUAAGACACGUUGUUAGAAAGCAGAAUGUAGCCAUAAAUAAUAUCCUACCUAAACAUUCAUGUUCAUAAAACACUUCACAGUUGUUUAUUGUGUAAUCAGUUACUACAUUUUAGCAGCAGUACUGAUGUCAUUGUUUUGUUUUAGGCUCCUACUUUGUGUCACCUUUUUGCUUUUUCUCCAAAUUCUGCACCACUAACUUCGCCUGAGAAUCACAAGUCAUAUUAAAUUGCAGUGGUGGAAUGUAACUAAGUACUGUACUUAAGUACAACUUUGAAGUACUUGUUGUACUUUACCUGAGUAUUUCCAUUUUCUGCUACUUUCUACUUCUACUCCACUACAUCUCAGAGGGAAAUCUUGUACCGUUUACUCCACUACUUAUUUUAAAAGCUUUACUUACUUUGCAAAUUUAGAUUAGUGAUACAAAAUAUAAGUACACUAAUAGGUUAUAAUAUUGUUAUAAUUUAAGCUAACCCAGCAGUAUAUAAUGUAGUUAAAUGAGCUCCACCGUUACCAGCUGCAACAUUAAAGUGAUGAACACAUGAAUGCAUCAAUAUCCUGCAUAAUGAGUACUUAUACUUUUGGUACAAGUACAUUGUAGUAUAUUUUAUAGUAUAUUUUAAUGCUAAUAUUUGUGUUACUUAAGUAACAAAAUGCAGACUUUUACUUGUAACUCUACUUGUAUUUGUAUUCUGUAUUAUUGCUACUUUUACUCAAGUAAAAGAUCUGAAUACUUCUUCCA